Sinocyclocheilus rhinocerous is the source of this 834-nucleotide messenger RNA. RefSeq names its product C-type natriuretic peptide 4-like. Gene Ontology annotation, cellular component: extracellular region. Gene Ontology annotation, molecular function: hormone activity. The record is from RefSeq and is a predicted model, not a curated record. NCBI's taxonomy places the organism in Eukaryota, Metazoa, Chordata, Actinopteri, Cypriniformes, Cyprinidae. Gene Ontology annotation, biological process: receptor guanylyl cyclase signaling pathway; cGMP biosynthetic process. Bases 72 to 464 code for a protein of 130 amino acids. The transcript is spliced from 3 exons.
ACCUCUGGGAGUAAAUGAAGGGUCGUGAUCGACAUAUUUAGACAAGCAUUGACAUCUGAAGCAGCAUCACGAUGAUCCUCUCGCAUUUGGUGGCUUGUGGACUUAUCCUGACUCUCCUGUCGGUCAGCACUGAGACAAAACCACUAACGCUGGAAGAACAGCGGUCCCUGCGGAUGCUGUUGGGCGAGGAGCUGUCUGAGCUCCUGGCGUCUGAUGAGAGUCAGAGGAGGAUGGAGAACAGGGUUCGUCUGCUGAGGGACCUGCGCUUGGACACCCGGGCCAAGGGCCCCUGGGCUCGGAUCCUGAACGAUCAGCCCGGCUCACGCAGACUCAAAGCUGGAUCUAAGAAGGGAGGCUCGACGGCCAGGAGCGGAUGCUUCGGACACAAGAUGGACAGGAUAGGAACCAUGAGCGGGAUGGGCUGCCAGCCGUCUCAGUACCCGUCGGCAAAUAAUCUCUCCUGAGCCAAUCACGGACGUCAUCGAUUUGGGACAGAACAGACUCAGUUGCUCCUCUUCCGAGGAAAAGCCUAAUGGUACGAAGCCACUACGAGAACCAUUUGUGGGGACAAUGAAAACGUACAACUGAAAGAAAUCAAAUAUUUAGAUUAAAAAAUGUGUACAAAGUAAAAGAAACACAUGGCAGAUGAUGUGGAUACAAGCUGUAUAUUGUUGCUGCUGCUGUACAUUCAUGUAUUUCAUUCUCGCAUAAAUGUAUUUAUGUUGAAAAACUAUUUAUAUGUUUAUAAAAGAGAUAUUUAUAAAUAUGAGUUUUAUUUAUGUAACAUUUUGAAACGAAUGCAAACUGCAGGCCAAUUCUGUUGUAACUAUUUUG